AUGACUGCUUAUGUGUCAAAAACCGGUGAUACAGAAUUUCAACAUUUACCGAUAUAUUUACAAUACGUUAUGCCAAAAAAAGCAUCCGUUCAAAAAUUAAGUUUAAAACCCCACGGCAAUUCUACCAAAUCAACUAGACCUUUUACAUCGACAGAUCCAGCUGUAUUAAAGGCAUUGAGACAACAAGGGACAACGAAUCGCUCUAUAAAUCCAGCAACUCAAUAUAAACAAUACAUUGCAAAUGUAUUAAGUGAACCAUCCCCUACAGUAGCAACUGUUCGGGAUAGAACACAAAUAUAUAAUACAAGACGAACAAGCACCAAUAAUGAACAAGAAUUUAUAGGUGUUAUGAGAAGAUUAGAACAAAAAUCAGGGAUUGUGGCACAUUUGUCGAUGAAACGCGGAGAAUCUCCAGUAAUAAUAUUAUCUCAAAAUCGUCAAGUACAAGAAUUAACAAGAAGUUGUUCAAGGUUAAAUGAACAUGCCCGGCCAGCAGUCUUGUUUCUUGUUCUUCAGGUAUGGACACAACGUUCAAUUUAGGAAAGUUUUUCGUAACACCAAACACCAACUACAUUUAGAAAUACAGCCAUGCAAAAUCGAAGAACAAAGAAAACACCUGUUUUUAUCGGACCAACAAUGAUACAUUACAAGAACAAUUCGGAAGCUUUUGAGGAAUUAUUAGGAUAUGUGAAACAUAAUAUACUAAAUCAGCAGUCGC
Didymodactylos carnosus is the source of this 718-nucleotide messenger RNA. The record is from the annotation of a GenBank genome assembly. Lineage: Eukaryota; Metazoa; Rotifera; Eurotatoria; Philodinida; Philodinidae.